AUGCGGCGCACGUUAGGAGGGACCGUUCGGGGGCACCUUCCAUGUAUUUUUAUCGCCCUGCAGCAGCGGAGUGUUAUACCGGGACAGAUACCAACAGAUGAUUCCCUGCGACACGGUAACGGGACGGGUGGAGAGGGGGCACCUGGUUGGGAGUUACGGCGCGGUCACCACCUUCACAGUAGCGUGGGGUUGCAUUCGCCUUAUCCCACUGCAUGCGGUCGUAUGUUUAACCCACAACUAUACCACGAGGUUUUGCAGGCUUGCUGCGAUCAAAAGUGGCUGCAGGCGGUCCAACGGGAGAUGCGAAAUGACGCUGAGUGGGUGGAGACGCUUCGCCGUGAGGGUGGUGUGGCGAAAGACAUGAAUGUGCUGACAGAGUCCACGGGGCAUGACGACGAAUUCAUGAUGAAGUUGCGAGAAAAGCUUAAGACAAACAAGAAAAUGUCUCUCACACUGUGUGCAAUACAGGAGAGUUACGAGCGGAUUCGUGAGAAGCGUGAUAUGCACGAAACACAGGUUGCGGCAGAUGGCGGACACGACCCCUAUGCGGCAAUGCGGCAGAGGCAACAGGGAGAAUUUGGUGCCAAGCUUCCUUCUUUCUAA
Molecule: messenger RNA, 603 nt
Organism: Trypanosoma brucei brucei TREU927
Lineage: Eukaryota; Euglenozoa; Kinetoplastea; Trypanosomatida; Trypanosomatidae
Exons: 1
Coding region: 1-603 (200 amino acids)
Source: RefSeq, a predicted model, not a curated record